UGCAAAGUGGUGCGCAACGAUGGCUACUCCAGCUCACCCGGAGACCAGGAGAUUCACGAGGGGUCUGGGUAAACCUGGUACGGCGGCUGAACUCAGGCAAAGUGUCUCUGAAGUGGUGAGGACGUCCGUGCUGGUUCAUAGGCUUACUUGUCAUCUAGUCAAUGUGAUUCAUCCACUAGUUCUGCCAUUGGCCCUGGUUUCUCAACUGAACUAGAUGAGCAUUCAGCCAUAUUGCUGUUUGCCUGACCAUGGAAUCAGACUCUCCCCCUGGAUAUAAGACUGCAUUUGAUGUAACCCAUUUACUCCACAAUUGUUCAUCUGGCCCCCAAAAGGUGUCUCAUUUUGUGGAGUGGAAAUUAAAGGGAUUAAUUCAUUUCAUGUCAAAUCUACUUUAUGCAAAUGUGGAAAUGAAAAGAAUGAAGAUAGGAAGGAAUUUAAAAAUGCACAUAGUGGCUGAGAGGAGAACGAGCCACUGACUUGGUAAGCGAGACAGAAGCUCAGCAUUGGUUGAAGCUGCAGCAGAGCUCACACAGCAUCCUUCAUCCCCCCCAUCCCUCGUUCUCUGCUCGCUCACUCACUCUCUCCCUCACUCACUGUACCUCGUCUGCUGACUGAGGUAUUCCUACAAGCACAGAAUGGGGCAGCUAGGAAUUACAGUGAGCCUCCUCUCUGCGUGUGCAUGAACUCACAUUCACCAGUCGUCCUCCUCUCUGGAUCCUUUUUGCCUGGACUCCAGUGUUCUCUCCCCGGGUCAGAAGCAGUGGAUUUGCAGGUCGGCGUUAUAUCAUGGACCAGGCAGGAGCAGGGGAUGAUCAAGGAAACUGGGUCACUGGCAGGCUCUCCUGACUGAUGUCUGUUUGGACCUGGAGGAAUGGGGUGCACCACCAGCACUGUUGUGUUUGAUGGGCUGCGUACUGUCCUCGAGAGGAACUGUAGUGGCUACAUCUGUAAGGGAGCAGCCGAGCCCAUUGGGCCAUCUGAGGCUGAGCGAGCACUGAGUCGGAGAGAGUCUCGUGCACUGCCAACACCGAGAGUACUUAAGGUGAAACCGAAGGUGAUUGAGCCACUGGACUAUGAAAAUGUGUUGGUGCAGAGGAAGACACAAAUCCUCAGUGAUGUCCUCAGAGACAUGCUACAGUUCCCACUGGAGGACUUCGAGAUUUCGACUUUGAGGCGGCAAGGGAGAACACUUUACCCUACAGUGCCUGAAAAUGCAGAGAGGGAGGCCCAAAGUCUGUUUGUCCAAGAGUGCAUUAAGACCUACAAGUCUGACUGGCAUGUCGUCAACUACAAGUAUGAGGACUAUUCUGGAGACUUUCGCCAGCUUCCAAACAAAGUGUCCAGGCCUGACAAACUGGCUGUCCAUGUAUUUGAAGUGGAUGAGGAUGUUGACAAAGAUGAGGACACGGCCUCCCUAGGGUCCCAGAAAGGUGGGAUUUCAAAACAUGGCUGGCUGUAUAAAGGCAACAUGAACAGUGCCAUCAGCGUCACCAUGAGGUCAUUCAAGAGGAGGUAUUUCCAUCUAACCCAGCUUGGGGACGGCUCUUAUAUUCUGAACUUCUACAAGGAUGAGAAGAUCUCCAAAGAGCCCAAAGGAACCAUUUUCUUGGACUCCUGUAUGGGUGUGGUUCAGAAUAACAAGGUUCGGCGGUUUGCUUUUGAGCUGAAGAUGCAGGAUAAGAGCACCUACCUGCUCGCUUCGGACAGCGAAGGAGAGAUGGAGGAUUGGAUCAACACUCUGAACAAGAUCUUGCACAGCAGCUUUGAGAUUGCUAUGCAGGAGAAGAGGAAUGGAGACAUCCAUGAUGAUGAUGACCUUGGAAAGUCAGACAGUUCCUCUGGCAGCAUGGACAGCUUUCAGAGCUCAAGAGACAUAGAGUCUAGGAUGAGGAGCGAGACCAGAUUGAAGCUUUUCACCCUGGAUCCUGACACACAGAAACUAGAUUUCUCAGGAAUAGAGCCGGACGUGAAGCAGUUUGAGGAGAAGUUUGGCAAGCGCGUUCUGGUGAACUGCAAUGACCUCUCGUUCAACCUGCAAAGCUGUGUGGCCGAGAACGAGGAAGGACCAACAACAAACGUGGAGCCAUUUUACGUCACUCUGUCACUGUUUGACAUUCAGAACAGCAGGAAGAUCUCCUCUGACUUCCACGUGGACCUAAAUCACCCGUCUGUAAGGGCCAUAGUGCCCAAUAAUGCCAGUCAGUUUAUGAAUGGUGGAGGUGACACCCACACUGAGGGGCAACGGUUGGUCCAUGGGGUGCCAGAGGCGGCCUUAAAGUAUCCUAGACAGGGAGUGUUCUCUGUAACGUGCCCCCACCCAGAUAUCUUCCUGGUGGCUCGCAUAGAGAAGGUGCUUCAAGGAGGGAUCAACCACUGCGCCGAGCCGUACAUGAAGAGUUCAGACUCCACCAAGGUGGCGCAGAAGGUCCUGAAAAAUGCCAAGCUGGCAUGUAGCCGGUUAGGCCAGUACAGGAUGCCUUUUGCCUGGGCAGCGAGGCCUUUGUUCAAAGAUGCUUCAGGGACACUCGACAAAAGUGCUCGUUUCUCGGCUCUGUACAGACAAGACAGCAACAAGCUGUCUAAUGAGGAUAUGCUCAAGCUGCUGGCGGAUUUCAGAAAGCCAGAGAAGAUGGCCAAGCUGCCUGUAAUCCUCGGAAACCUUGAUGUUACCAUUGACAAUGUAGCACCUAACUUGACAAAUUGUGUUACCUCAACCUACAUUCCUGUGAAGCAGUUUGAUGUCAGUGAGAAGACCAACAUCUUCUUUGAAGUGGAGGAGUUUGUGCCGUCCAUAGCCAAAUGCUCUCAGCCUUUCACCACCUACAACAACCACCUCUAUGUCUACCCAAAGCACUUGAAGUACGACAGCCAAAAGUCAUUUGCAAAGGCUAGAAACAUAGCUGUGUGCAUUGAGUUCAAGGACUCUGAUGAGGAAGAGGCUGUUUCCCUGAAGUGCAUCUAUGGCCGACCUGGAGGACCCUUGUUUACCAAAAAUGCUUUUGCUGCAGUAUUACAUCACCAGCACAACCCCGAAUUCUACGAUGAGUAUAAGAUUGAGCUGCCAACUCAGCUCCAUGAGAAACAUCAUCUGCUGUUCACCUUCUACCAUGUCAGCUGUGAUAGCAGCAGCAGCAAGGCCAGCACGAAAAAGAGAGACCUAAUUGAGACUCAAGUGGGAUACGCAUGGCUCCCCCUGCUGAAGGAUGGUCGGGUGAUCAUGAAUGAGAACCAGAUCCCUGUGGCUGCCAACCUGCCUGCUGGAUACCUCAGUUGCCAGGAGGGUGCAGGCAAGCAUUCAGGUCCUGAAGUCAAAUGGGUGGACGGAGGCAAGCCUUUAUUCAAAGUGUCCACUCACCUCGUGUCCACUGUCUACACUCAGGAUCAACAUUUGCACAACUUCUUUCAUCACUGUCAGAGCAGUGCAGCUGCGUCCCAGGUGUCAGGAGGAGAGCUGGUCAAAUAUCUGAAGAGUCUGCACGCCAUGGAGAGUCAUGUGAUGAUCAAGUUCCUGCCCACCAUCUUGAAUCAGCUGUUCAGGGUGUUAACCAGUGCCACCCAUGAGGACGUGGCAGUCAACGUAACCAGGGUCAUGAUUCACAUUGUUGCCCAGUGCCAUGAGGAGGGGUUGGAGCACUACCUGAGAUCAUAUGUGAAGUUUGUAUUCAAGACUGAGCCAUACACGUCCACCACCGCCCGAACAGUGCAUGAGGAGCUGGCUAAAGCCAUGACUGCUAUCUUGAAGCCUUCCACAGACUUCCUCACGAGUAACAAGCUCCUCAAGUACUCCUGGUAUUUCUUUGAAGCUUUGGUCAAGUCCAUGGCUCAGUACUUGAUUGAAAGCUGUAAAGUGAAGCUGUCCAGGAAUCAGCGCUUCUCAGCAUCCUUUCAUCACACUGUGGAGACGCUGGUCAACAUGAUGAUGCCACACAUCACUCAGAAAUACAAAGACAACCUGGAUGCCGCCAGGAACGCCAACCACAGUCUGGCAGUCUUCAUCAAGCGCUGUUUCAACCUGAUGGACAGAGGCUUUACAUUCAAGCAGAUCAACAACUACAUCAACUGUUUUAUGCCCGGAGACCCAAAGACGCUGUUUGAGUUCAGGUUUGAGUUCCUGCGUGUUGUGUGCAACCACGAGCACUACGUGCCUUUAAACCUGCCCAUGCCAUUUGGAAAAGGAAGGAUACUGAGAUUUCAAGCUUUAUUAUCUCCAUACGAUACAGUGGAGUCACACGAUAAUGAAGUAGACCUCCAACUGGAUUACUCGCUGACAGAUGACUUCUGCAAGAACCACUUCCUGGUCGGGCUGCUUCUCAGGGAGGUCAGUGGAGCUCUGCAGGAGUUCAGGGAGAUUCGUCAGAUUGCCAUCCACGUGCUGAAGGGUCUGAUGAUAAAGCACACAUUUGAUGACCGCUACACGUCCAAAAGCCAGCAGACCAGGUUGGCCACGCUGUACUUGCCCUUGUUUGGUCUGCUUCAAGAGAAUGUCAACAGGCUGAAUGUGAAGGAAGUAUCCCCAUUCACCAUCAGCCACUCCAGCAGUAAUGGAAGAGAAGAUUCACUUCUUACCAACGCUUUGAUGACACCUCCCAGGUCCAGCACCUUUCUGGACACCAGCUUGCACAAAGAUGUUUUUGGAGUCAUCUCUGGCACCUCUUCACCUCACACGUCAUCAACCCCCAACAUUAACUCUGUACGCCAUGCAGACUCUCGUGGCUCACUCAUCAGCACUGAUUCCGGCAAUAGCCUGCCUGAAAAGAACAAUGACAAGGGCAACUCUCUGGACAAGAACCAGCCUGCUUCAGCCCUGGGCAGUACCCUCCUGCGAUGUGAUAAAUUGGACCAGGCAGAGAUCAAGAGCCUCCUCAUGUGCUUCUUACAUGUGCUCAAAAGCAUGUCUGAGGAUGCUCUGUUCACAUACUGGAACAAGGCUUCAUCUGCUGAGUUAAUGGACUUCUUCACUCUAAUCGAAGUGUGCCUCCAUCAGUUCAGAUACAUGGGAAAGAGAUACAUUGCAAGGAACCAGGAUGGGGCAGGACCCGUAGCACAUGAGCGGAAGUCUCAGACUCUGCCUGUGUCCCGUAACAGGGCAGGAAUGAUGCAUGCCCGCUUACAGCAGCUCAGCAGCCUGGAUAACUCAUACACAUUUAACCACACCUACAGUCACUCGGAUGCAGACGUGUUAAAUCAGUCCCUGCUGGAGGCCAACAUCGCUACUGAAGUGUGCCUGACUGUCCUGGACACACUAAGUAUCUUCAUCAUGGGAUUCAAGACCCAGCUGUGCUCUGACCACGGCCACAGUCCACUGAUGAAGAAGGUGUUUGAAGUCCAUCUCUGUUUCCUACGUAUCAAUCAGUCAGAAACGGCCCUCAAGCAGGUCUUCACUUCACUGCGCACCUUCAUCUACAAGUUCCCCUGCACAUUUUUUGAAGGGCGUGCUGACAUGUGUGCUGCUUUCUGCUACGAGAUCUUGAAGUGUUGCAACUCCAAGCUGAGCUCCAUUCGUAGCGAUGCAGCCCAUCUGCUCUACUUUCUCAUGAAGAGCAACUUUGACUACACAGGUCGCAAGUCCUUUGUCCGGACACACUUACAGGUGGUCAUUGCUGUCAGUCAGUUAAUAGCUGAUGUGAUUGGUAUUGGAAGUACCCGCUUUCAGCAGUCUCUGUCAAUAAUCAACAACUGUGCCAACAGUGACAAAACUAUUAAGAACACAGCUUUCCCAUCAGAUGUGAAGGACUUGACCAAACGUAUCAGAACAGUUUUGAUGGCCACGGCUCAGAUGAAGGAGCACGAGAGAGAUCCAGAGAUGUUGGUGGACCUGCAGUACAGUCUCGCCAAGUCUUACGCCAGCACGCCUGAACUACGCAAGACCUGGCUAGACAGCAUGGCCCGAAUCCAUGUGAAGAAUGGAGACCUGUCAGAGGCGGCCAUGUGUUAUGUGCACGUUGCAGCACUUGUGGCAGAGUACCUGCGGAGAAAAGGCAUGCUCAAGCAGGGCUGCUCAGCAUUCCGCGUCGUGACUCCAAACAUUGAUGAAGAAGCAGCGAUGAUGGAAGACGUUGGCAUGCAGGAUGUCCAUUUCAACGAAGAUGUCCUAAUGGAGCUUUUGGAGGAGUGUGCAGAUGGACUCUGGAAAGCUGAGCGUUACGAGCUCAUCUCUGACAUCUACAAGCUCAUAAUUCCCAUUUUUGAGAAACGCAGGGACUUUGAGAAACUGGUCCACCUGUAUGACACGCUGCAUCGUGCAUACAGUAAAGUGACAGAGGUCAUGCACACAGGCAAGAGAUUGCUCGGCACCUACUUCAGAGUGGCUUUUUUUGGUCAGGGAUUCUUUGAGGAUGAAGAUGGUAAGGAGUACAUCUACAAAGAACCCAAAUUCACCCCUCUCUCGGAGAUAUCUCAGAGGCUCCUUAAGCUUUACUCUGACAAGUUUGGACAGGAGAACGUGAAGAUGAUCCAGGACUCUGGAAGGAUUAAUCCCAAAGACCUGGACUCUAAGUAUGCUUAUAUUCAAGUGACACAUGUGAUCCCUUACCUGGAAGAGAAGGAGCUCGUGGACAGGAAGACAGACUUUGAGAAGAGCCACAACAUCCGUCGUUUUGUGUUUGAGAUGCCUUUCACCAUAUCAGGCAAAAAGCAAGGCGGGGUGGAGGAGCAGUGCAAACGCAGAACUAUUCUAACCACCACGCAUUGUUUUCCCUACGUGAAGAAGCGUAUUGCAGUGAUGUAUCAGCACCACACUGAUCUGAGCCCCAUUGAGGUGGCCAUCGAUGAGAUGAGCAAGAAGGUGGCCGAGAUCAAACAGCUCUGCUCCUCCAGUGAGGUGGACAUGAUCCGUCUGCAGCUCAAACUGCAGGGCAGCAUCAGCGUCCAGGUUAAUGCUGGGCCACUCGCAUAUGCCCGAGCUUUUCUGGACGACGCCAGCGCCAAGAAAUAUCCUGAUAACAAAGUUAAACAAUUAAAAGAGGUCUUCAGGCAUUUUGUGGAGGCGUGUGGACACGGCUUAGGCAUUAAUGAGCGGCUGAUCAAGGAAGACCAGCAGGAGUAUCACGAUGAGAUGAAAGCCAACUAUAGAGACCUAGCCAGAGAGCUGUCAAUCAUCAUGCAUGAGCAAAUCAGUCCUGUGGAAGAUGGCAUGAAGAGCGUUCUUCCAGACUCGCUUCACAUCUUCAACGCCAUCAGCGGCACACCAACCAGUGCCAUCAUCCAGGGCAUCCCCAGCUCUUCCUCUGUGGUAUGAUGAUGAUGAUGAUGCUUGCUUGGGUUAGCCUAGAACUCAGCAUCGUCGAAAGUCACCUAUGGAGCACUUCUAAACUCAAAUCCUGCUUGUCUGUCAGUCAACUUAAAGGGAAGCUGACAAAACAACUCUGACCCCCUGCCACCUUUCUCAGUGAACCAUGUCUGAGGCACUGGACCUGUUAAUGUAUGCACACGGCAUGGUGACUGUGUUAGAUGUGGCCAAUUUAAAUAUUUCCUGAGGCAAAGCCUGAGACCUGAGCAACAAGGAAGAGGGGACAAUGCAGAAAACUUUGUUCCAGCCAGAAGAAACCUGUGUUAAUACAUGUUCCGUCUGCUCCCCUCGCCUGUUUCUACCUGAAAAGACUGGGCAGCGUUUCCCAUGGAGACAUUCCUGUUGGGAUCUUUAAUAUGCAUGUCAUUAUAUCACGCCCUCACAAAGGCCCAUUUUUGUUUAUUUUAAUGUUUCACAUGGUGUUUUUGUAUGUACAGAGUUUCACUUUUAUAAACCACUUUAUUGAUGUCUUGAUGAACCGUAUAUGCUGCAUACAUCAUCGCUCAUCUUCCUGUAUAUGAAGCUAUGUUUCUACAGAAAUGCAAAUUUGCAAAAGAGCCUCCUGUGACUCAUGUUAGCAUUCAACAUUAUUUCACUUCAAUGUCUUAUGUCUAAUAUGUAAAGCCAUUGCAUACAAAAAGUAUAUUCCAAGUUGUUUAUUACUGUAUAUAAAAAAGGAGUGUGUGCAAUAUUUGCAAAAUAUCUUGCUGUGUGGGGCUCAUACACUGUAAAAAUGAUGUUCACCUUCUUGCCAAAGCGAUAAGGUGUGGAACCAAACCCUACGCCUACUGUGGAAGUAAUAUGAAGCUUUUACCAUUUUAGUGUUCAUUGAAAUCUUCAAGAAAUUGUUUUAUAUUUGGGGAGCAAUGUUUUUUUUUAUUAUUUUUAUUUAACGCAAAGUCACUGUUCUGCUGUAAACAGAUGUUCCCUAAAGCUUUUCUUUUAAAUAAAAUACACUCAGUUCUCUGCAC
Scatophagus argus is the source of this 8259-nucleotide messenger RNA. Its product is annotated as dedicator of cytokinesis protein 9. Gene Ontology annotation, biological process: small GTPase-mediated signal transduction; positive regulation of GTPase activity. The transcript has 55 exons. Gene Ontology annotation, molecular function: guanyl-nucleotide exchange factor activity. NCBI's taxonomy places the organism in Eukaryota, Metazoa, Chordata, Actinopteri, Scatophagidae. Bases 872 to 7237 code for a protein of 2121 amino acids. The record is from RefSeq and is a predicted model, not a curated record.